Molecule: messenger RNA, 2057 nt
Organism: Elaeis guineensis (African oil palm)
Lineage: Eukaryota; Viridiplantae; Streptophyta; Magnoliopsida; Arecales; Arecaceae
Source: RefSeq, a predicted model, not a curated record
CGUCCGCAGCGGCAGGGAUUAUCCAUUCCCUACCUCCAUCUCCACACAAGGCUUUCCUUCCUUCCUCUUCUCUCUCUGAAUCGAAUCGAUUGCUUUGCACGAAAAGUUUUCGAUUCCAAACUCCAUUUCUCGCUUUCUGCUCUUCUCUCCUCUCCUCUCCUCUUGUAAGAUAUAUAAAGUAUAUAUACUUGCUCUUUCCAAAGACGAAGACAGAAGCGUCGGACAUGGAGGAGGCGAAGAGGGAGAAGGAGAAGGAUGGGAAGAGGAGGGACGUGAUACGGCUGGAGCGGGAGGCCGUCAUUCCCGUCAUCAAGCCCAGGAUCAUCAUGAAGCUUGUGUCCCUCAUUGAGCUUGCUUCUGACCGAGCUGAAUUUCUGAAGCUCUGCAAGAGAGUUGAGUACACUAUUCGUGCUUGGUAUCUUCUGCAAUUUGAGGAUCUGAUGCAACUGUACUCUCUAUUCGAUCCCAUCCAUGGUGGUCAGAAAUUAGAGCACCAACAUUUUUCUUCGGAUGAGACAGAUGUUCUCGAACUUAAUUUCCUAAAUUUUUUUUUCCAGAUAAUGGAAAAGAGCAACUUUAGAUUAGUGACUGAUGAGGAGAUCAACAUCGCACAGUCUGGGCAAUAUCUCUUAAACCUUCCUGUCAAAGUGGAUGAAUCUAAGCUGGAUAAAAAGCUUUUCCCGAGGUAUUUUAAAGACCAUCCUCAAGAAAACCUUCCUGAAUUUUCUGAUAAGUACAUCAUUUUUCGUCGGGGCACUGGAAUUGACCGUACAACCGAUUACUUCUUUAUGGAGAAACUUGAUAUGAUUAUAGGUCGUAUUUGGAGGGGGCUUCUUAGAGUUACUAGGCUUGAGCGACUCUUCUACAAAAAGCCAAUUGUGAAGUCCAAGAAAGAUACUAAGGAAACUACUGAAGCAAGUGCUGACACAGAAGAGCAAGACUUAGUUGUUGAACGUGUUCGGAUUGACAACAUGGAGCUAAGCGUGCAAAAUCUAUUUGGCCAGCUUACAAUCCAAGAACCAACAUUUGAUAGGAUGAUCGUUAUCUACAGGCGGUCUAGCACCAAAUCCCGAGUAGAUCGAGGAAUUUUUGUGAAACAUUUUAAGAAUAUUCCGUUGGCAGAUAUGGAGAUAGUUCUGCCUGAAAAGAUAAACCCGAGUUUAACGCCGAUGGACUGGGUGAAAUUCCUUGUUUCUGCAGCACUUGGUCUUGCUACUCUUGUUAGCUCCCUUCAAAUGCCUACAGCUGAUAUCUGGGUUGUUAUAGCUAUCCUCUCUGCUCUCAUUGGAUAUUGUUCUAAAGUCUACUUCACGUUUCAGCAGAACAUAAGAACUUACCAAAAUCUAAUCAUGCGAGCCGUGUAUGACAAACAACUGGAUAGUGGGAGAGGCACGCUUCUGCACUUGUGUGAUGAUGUGAUUCAACAGGAAGUUAAAGAGGUGAUAGUUUCUUAUUUUGUUUUGAUGGAGAGGGGGAGGGCAACAAUACAGGAACUUGACAAAUGGUGUGAACAACUCAUCAAAGAAGAGUUUCAUGUGGAAUGCAAUUUUGAUGUUGAGGAUGCUGUGCAGAAAUUAGAGAAGCUUGGUAUUGUUACUAGAGACAACAUUGGAAAAAUCUCCUGUGUUAAUUUGAAGCGUGCAAAUGAAAUCAUAGGCAUCACAACUGAAGAAGUGGUGCUGAGAGCCCAACAAGGACCUGCUACAUAAUUUUCCAAGCUGAUUGUUUGGAAAGUCUCUGGUGGAUAUGAUUCCUUCAUCCUGAUCAAUCCAAUCAUGUAAUAUAAACCAGCCACGAACCUUCACCUCAUUCUUUUAUUAAUUUUUUAUGUAACUGUGUUAUUGUCUUCGUACCUUCAUGUCUAGUAAUUGCUCCAAGAAUGUGUGUAUACAGAAUUUUUUUUUUUUUUCUCUUUUAUGAUAAUGCUUGUUUUUAUGAGAAUUUUUUUCUCUCCUCUGAUCAGUGUGAAAAUGAUGUACACAUUUGUGGCUACUGAUUACAGUAUUUCAUAUGUACUCAGUACUAUAUUGAAUAAAAACUACUAACGCACAGCAGAA